GCUGACAAAGCCAACAUGGAUUUAAAAAAAAUCAUAAGUCUCUUUUUAUGUCUUUCAGUAAUCGAGUCUCAUCCAGACAAUGCCCAUGAUGACCUGAGACUGGAUCGUCCAUUCUCUAGUUUUAAAGAGUUUGUCGGGUCAUUUGAUCUUGCUUCUAUGACAAAACAGGACCACAUGCAUACGCCUUACCUUAUCCUUUUACACAACUACUUGGAGGAAUGGAGAAAAGAGCAUGACGGUGAGAUACCCAAGAACUACAAAGAGAAAUCUGCCUUCAAGGAAAUGAUCAGGCGAGGGAUUCUGGUCAACGAACAUGGCGUGCCUGAGCUGGAAGAGAACUUUGAUGAAGCCAUCAAGGCUGUCAACGCUUCCCUGACGAAGACCAGGAUCCCAAGCCAAGUCCAGGACAUCCUGACAGAUCCUGCCUGUACUAGUCUAACUUCAGAGAGUUCAAAUUACUGGAUCUUAGCCCAGGCAGUCAAACAGUUCACUGAGAAUGAAGGAAAUGGAGCACUCCCCCUACGAGGAUCUAUCCCUGAUAUGACGGCUGAUUCCAAGAGAUACAUACAGCUCCAAAAUGUGUAUUUAGAACAGGCAAGACAUGAUGUGUCACAGGUAUCAACGCGCAUACAACAAAUAUUAGCUGCUCUAGGGAGGUCUCCAGAUAGUAUACAAGAGUCUGAGAUCCGUCUGUUUUGCAAGAAUUCAUCCUUCCUGCGUGUAGUGAGGUGCAGGGCAUUAGCAGAUGAGCACAUACCAGAGAAGGUUAAUGUAGCUGAUAUAGCCAUGAAUCUUGAGAACCCAGACAGUGAGAUGUGUCUUUACGUGGCGUUGAGGGCGGUAGAUAAAUUCUAUAAUCAAUACAACCAAUAUCCUGGCUGGUAUGAUGACCAGAUAGAAGAAGACUUUGGAAGAUUAAAGGCAUGUGCUAACAGUUUACUACAGGAAUGGAAUAUAAGUGCAACCAUUAAAGAAGACUUCAUCAGGGAAAUAUGUCGAUACGGUGCGGCUGAACUCCAUUCAGUUGCUGCAUUCAUUGGAGGUGUUGCUGCUCAAGAGGUCAUCAAGGUCAUCACUCGUCAAUUUGUGCCUUUCAAUAACACUUACAUAUAUAAUGCCGUCAAUGGAGGAUCGGCUACUUAUCAGAUGUGAUAACAUGACAAUGACUGCAGACUGUGUGGAUAGCAGAGACUUUUGCCUCAAUUUCUGGCCCUGACAACUUCCCAUUUCAGGUUUUACAGACUUAUACAUGUAUAUUGUAAAGCACACAUAGGGCUUUGCUAUAUUCUGACUGGCAUCUUUGAGAUAUGCCUGUACAGGUCGACUCUUUGAGAAAGCUGGAUACCUGUAAUGGGACAGAUGGCCCUACUAGAGGACAACUGCAAGGACAAAUAUGUACAUGUGCCUGUGACUCGAGGUACCGGCCUUGAUGACAUCCUUGGAAAUGCAUCUCAUCCAAAAGGGAGCUCCUGAGCAACAGCAACCUUGAAGAUAACAUACCAGUUGCUGGACGAGUUGCAAGGACAAAUCUUUUGAUAUCAAUUUUGAAAUGAAAAGAACACCAUAAUACCAUAUCAUGAGUCGACAUUUAAGACUUGCAUAAGAUUUUUUGAGUUGGGUAUAAAUACAGGUGUUCCUGCAAUAUGCCCCUGAUUAAUCAAGGAUUAUCAGAAUGAUGGUCCUGCGUGCAGAUCUAUCUAAUCAUUAUUGAUAAAAUGAGUUAUAGUGGUAAGUUUUUACCUUAAUCUUAAAUCAUACAGCCUUGUAGAUUUUAUCGCACACUACCACUGUGCAAAUUUUCGCAGCGCUCGUGCGAUCGACGGGCCGAGAUCUCAGGGGGGGGGGGCAGAAUCUGCCUCCCUCGGCUGUGAGAUGGGUUCAAAUAACCCGGCUCUUUUAGGGUUAAAGGCAAAGUCCACCCAACUGACAAGUUGCUUGAGUGAAUAGAGAAAAUUAAACAGCUAUUGUGCUGAUAGUUUCAUCAAAUCUGAUGAAAAAUAAGUUACUGCCAUUCAAUAUUAGAAUUUUGAGUAUUUUCAUUUAAAAAAGGGUAUGGUAGUGUGUCCAAACUUUACGCAUGUCCAUUUUUCAUGCUUGGUCAUUUAUCUCAGGAAUUAUUCCCAAUCCAUAUCUUACAUCACCAACAUGAAAAAAAGCAACCUAGAAUCACCCUGUAAUGUAAAUUUCUAUUAAAGGAGAUCAGUAUUUGUGUACAUAUUGACAAAAUAUCAGCACAUUUGUCACCUCUAGCGUGAGUUACAAGAAAAAUCUGAAUUUUUCAACAAUAGGGAAAUCACGAACUUGCAAGCAGAUAUCAUCAUACAUGUGAGUAAAAUAUAAACCAAUUGUAUAGCAUUUUGCCGUCCAUCCAAUAUAUCUCACUUUUUGUGCUUGAUAUUUUAUUGUAUUAUCUGUUGUGCGCAAAAGGAGGUUACACUUUUUUCAGAACCGUUUUGCAGCACAGCGUGCACUCGUUGAUCGGCAUAGAAUUUUUAGAUCGCGAUGCUGGAGAAACCUCUUGACCUACUCGACACUCUCAUUGAUAAAAUAUACAAUUUUGCCAUCAAUUUGGUAGCUAUUUAUAUUGGUUUUUGUAAAAAGACAUAUUUUGUAAUUUUACCCUGGUGAUAAUUUUUUAAUUGUGUGCAAAGUUUGGACACCCUAUCAUAUAUGCACAACACAAGUGAUAUGAUAAUUACAUGUGGGUCAGGAUGACCUCACUAGUCACUUUGUAUUCUGUUUCAAUUAAUAUGAAGUAACUUUUCCCUCUUAAAUUGAAAAAAAAAUGGUUUUGACUACACUUUUAACAUGUGGGAAAAAGUGUGUCAAAAGGAACUUUUUGCAGCAGAGAACUGAAGGAGUUGGAGUAAAUUCCCCUCUCCCUAAACUAUUGGUCUUUAAAAGCCCAGUUAAAAUAAGUAACCACUACCAGCAAGUGGCAUUUAUUAUAAUGAUAUUCUUCAGUUUUGUUUUGUUCUUUUCCUUUCGGGGGGGGGGGGGUGUUGCUCUGAUACCAACAGGUUGAGGUCUGUUGUUUUUCACAUUUCUAUAGACAUCGAGAAGAGAAUUGCUCAGCAGGCUAUUUUUUUACAACACAAACAAAGUGUUAUUUUGUGAUGACAUCACAAUCAACUGUAGUGUUUCCAUGUAAGGAAGUGUGACAUACGUUAACUCAGAGCCCUGGAAUAUAGCAUGUAGGUUCAUGUAACUUUGAUCAUGUACUCCUUAGGAGUGAAAGUUUAUUAAGUUGAAUAAAUAUUGAAUUGAAAUAAA
This is a messenger RNA of Lytechinus pictus (painted urchin), 3273 nucleotides long. Its product is annotated as NEDD8-activating enzyme E1 regulatory subunit-like. The record is from RefSeq and is a predicted model, not a curated record. The transcript has 9 exons. Gene Ontology annotation, molecular function: ubiquitin-like modifier activating enzyme activity. Bases 16 to 1152 code for a protein of 378 amino acids. Lineage: Eukaryota; Metazoa; Echinodermata; Echinoidea; Temnopleuroida; Toxopneustidae.